AUAUGAGAAAUAGCGGUUAGCAUUAGCGCUUUUCCCCCCGUGUGGAGUUCAGUGAGCAGCGCUGUUCCGGUGUACCUGUAGCCGGUGGCACAGCACUUUGCACUGGGGUGAGUGCGCGGCUCUUCAGCGAGCUUUCCGCGUCACGGAGUCCAUCUUAACAGCCCUGUUCCUGCCUGGAGAAAACUAUCGGCGUGCUGUCCGCGUGCACAGGUUAAUAUUCUUCACUUCCGGUUUGUAUCCAAGCUUCCGGUUGGAGACAUGGCUAUGAGACAGACUCCUCUCACGUGCUCGGGUCACACCAGGCCGGUCGUGGACCUGGCCUUCAGUGGGAUCACACCUUAUGGAUACUUCCUGAUCAGUGCGUGUAAAGAUGGCAAACCGAUGCUGCGCCAGGGGGACACAGGGGACUGGAUCGGGACGUUCCUGGGUCACAAAGGUGCUGUUUGGGGCGCCACCUUAAAUAAAGAAGCCACGAAGGCGGCCACGGCGGCUGCGGAUUUUACUGCAAAGGUGUGGGACGCGGUCACGGGAGACGAGGUCCUUACCCUGGCCCACAAGCACAUCGUCAAAUCUGUUAACUUCACGCAGGACAGUAACUGCCUUUUGACCGGAGGAAAUGAUAAAGUGCUGCGUAUUUAUGACCUCAACAAGCCCGAAGCAGAGCCGCAGGAGAUCUCGGGCCACACCUCCGCCAUCAAGAAGGCGCUGUGGUGUAACGACGACCAGCAGAUCCUCUCAGCCGCAGAUGAUAAAACCAUACGGCUGUGGGACAGGGCCACGGGAGAGUUGGUGAAGACGCUGUCGUUCGAGGCGUCCGUGGGCAGCAUGGAGUACGUCCCCGACGGAGAGAUCCUCGUCAUCACCUACGGGAGGACCAUCGCCUUCUACAACGCUCACUCUUUGGAACUGAUCAAGACGGUGGACGCUCCGGCCUCCAUUCACUCCGCCUCCCUGCAUCCCGACAAAGACUUCUUCGUGGCAGGAGGAGACGACUUCAAACUCUACAAAUACGACUACACCACCAAAGAGGAAAUGGAGUCGUAUAAGGGUCACUUCGGGCCUGUGCACUGUGUGCGCUUCAGUCCUGACGGAGAGCUGUACGCCAGCGGCUCUGAGGACGGGACGCUGCGCCUGUGGCAGACCGCUGUAGGGAAAACCUACGGACUGUGGAAGUGUGUGCUGCCCGAGGAGCUGUCCUCAGAGAACUCGGACGCUCUGUACUGCCCUCCGGCUGAGAUCAAGGCCUGAGGUACGGAGACGGCAUGAAGAGCGAGCGGCGAGGAGAAGAGAGGAGCGGUCCAGGACAGGCCCAGAUCAGAUCCCCUGCAGAGUGCUGUGCCACCUCAAUCUCCAUCACCCAGGAAACGGGAAAUCUAAAGAAAGAAAAAAACCAACAACAAAUGGCCCGCGGAGGAGGGGGGAGGGGGAACCCGGCGGCGCGUCACGCUACACCACCCACACCACGCACCAGGAGGCAGUAGUAGAGCUGGGGGUGCUCACGUUCUGACUCCCAGCUGCCUGCUCUCUCUCUGAUGCUGUUCAACAUCAUCCGGCUCCUCCAACGCGCUGCCAUCUCACACACACACACACACACACACACAUUUUCCUUUCAUUAUCCUAACCUUCUUUUGUUUUUGUUUUUCCAAGAAUUUGUAAAAUGUGUGCUUUUAAUCAAACAAACAAAAAAAGGGGAUGCACAGUGUUUCUAUUGAGUUUAUUGGUCUCAGUGAAGGUGAUCCUGAGGAACAAGUGUUACGUCUGAUGUAAUCCACAGUGGUGACUUGGUGUAUUAUAAUCGCCCGGUGACAACGUCAGUGCUUGGGUGUUAUUUGAAACGUAAACCUGACUUUAAAAGAAAAAAAAAAGUGACUUAAGUUCUUAACUGUUUUUUUUUUUUUGUUUGUUUUUUGUUUUGUUUUUUUUCCCUUUACAACGUGACAGCUGUAAUGUGUGCUCAAUAAAGAGUUAAUGAGAAACCGUUUAGAAAAUGUGUCGAC
Clarias gariepinus (North African catfish) is the source of this 1997-nucleotide messenger RNA. It is a transcript of the gene strap, whose product is annotated as serine/threonine kinase receptor associated protein. Gene Ontology annotation, molecular function: protein binding; RNA binding. The record is from RefSeq and is a predicted model, not a curated record. Gene Ontology annotation, cellular component: SMN complex. The coding region runs from base 259 to 1248 and encodes 329 amino acids. The transcript is spliced from 10 exons. Gene Ontology annotation, biological process: spliceosomal snRNP assembly. NCBI's taxonomy places the organism in Eukaryota, Metazoa, Chordata, Actinopteri, Siluriformes, Clariidae.